Molecule: messenger RNA, 2245 nt
Organism: Cololabis saira (Pacific saury)
Lineage: Eukaryota; Metazoa; Chordata; Actinopteri; Beloniformes; Belonidae
Product: sterile alpha motif domain-containing protein 12-like
Exons: 5
Coding region: 238-516 (92 amino acids)
Biological process (GO): cell surface receptor protein tyrosine kinase signaling pathway
Cellular component (GO): cytoplasmic side of plasma membrane
Molecular function (GO): protein binding
Source: RefSeq, a predicted model, not a curated record
UGUCUGGAGACGUUCAAGGUGCGGUGGUCUGGUCAGGUAAAGACCGAAGACAGAAGUCCUCAUACCGACAACAGACGAAACAGGGUCAGAGGUCCGAGUUCUGGCCAUUGAUUUGUGAGGAAAUUAAUCUUGACAUGUUCUGACCAGCAGGGGGCAGCAGCACCUGCAGGAGACACGCUCAGAGACGGGCAAGGAGGUGUAUUUCAGUAGGGGUGCAGCUGCAGAGGUCGCGGGGCCAUGGGCCUGUCGGAGCGAGCGUCGUCGUGGUCCGUGAGCGAGGUGCUGGAAUGGGCUCAGGACAAGCACCCGACACACAUGAGCACGCUCCACAAGGCCAUCAUCAAGCAUGAGAUAUCAGGCCGCGCCUUGCUGAGACUGAGGGAGCGUCACCUGGAGCUGCUCGGGGUGGAGGAUGAGCAGCAGCAGCAGGAGAUACUGCAGGACGUCCUGCUCCUCAGAGUUCAGGAGGAAAUCACUGAACUCAGCGACAUCUGCUCCGACUGUUUUUCUUCAUAAAGGAUGAUGGAGAGAAAAGAGAAAAACAAAAAACAAACAAACAUCAGAGCAAAGAAAAGCAAGCUGACUCUUUUUUUUUUCUUUUUUUAAUUUCCUAUCCAUCCAUUCGUCCGUGUGAAGGAGAGUGAAAGGUGGGAGUGAUGGAAAUAACAAAAGAAGGUGAAUAGGAAGAGGGAUCGAUGUGGAGUGCAGAGAGAAAGAAACCCAUUUCCUGUGUGAAAUCUGACCUGUACAGAUUGGUGAGAUUACUUUUUGUCUGGUUGUCUCUUUUUUUUUUGUUCUGAUCCCUGUUGUCCAUUAUUCUUUUUUUUUCCCCCUCCGUCUGUGCUGCAUCCAACAAUAACAGUAUCAUUUAUCCAAACAGCGUUUUGACAGAUUGAAUAAGGGAGACGGCUCCAGCAUUUGGACCGAUGGCAAGCUCGUCUCUAAGUCUCUCUUACGGUUGUUUCUGAGAACGGCAAAUAAUGAUCCCGUAUCCAUGAUCGCUAUUUUAGUCACAGAAGCCGCUCGGCUGAUGGAGCGCGAGCAACGGUCGGUCAGAGCAGCUCUCCGCUCCAGAUGGAAGUAAAUUGUUGGACGAAUUGCCAUUAGAUUUUUAUCUAGACGCAAGCAAGGCUUGAAGGACAGAACCUUAAAUUUUCAACGCCCCCCCCCCUCAGCUUCUGUUUUAUCUCAGCGCUAAGCUUCGUUUUAGUGUUUAUGAAUGUUUUUGUGCACAAAAAUCUGUUUUCUCCAAUUUUUGUUUGUUCUUUCGGCCUCAGUUCUGCCCUGUUGUUGCCGACUUAUCGCCAUGUCUCGUUAAUGAAGCCGAGGUUCAUAUUUCUUAAGCUCCUAACCCGUCUGUCAGCAAGAGCUGACGUCAGUAUUUGAAUGAUUCUUUUUCUCUCUUUCACACACUCCCUGAAGUUGAUUUUAAAACGCAGCUGUUGAUGCGUAUCGUCCUGUUUUUAGUUCAGAAGCCUGCCGUGAAAAAGGAAAUUCAGAGAAGAAGUACAGGAAGUCCUUUUCUCCUCUCACCGCUGCGAUUGUAACGAGUCUUGGUUGUUGAGCAUCAUGUGAAGUUGAAGUCUGUGACUGAUGUCUGUAAACACCUUUCAUUCAAGUGGUCUUCAAACUUUCGGGUUUCUAUUUUUUUUAAAUAUGCAAAGAUGUAUUCGUGUUUUCACGUUGGCCUCCUUUGAAUGUGCAUCACAUUUAUAUGAUAUGAAAGGUAAUGUGUUUGAAUGUUUCUAUUUGCUUUACCGCAGUCAGUUAAAAAACGGAACGUAAUCCAGACUGCCGCUUAAACAAUAAAUCAUGUCUUCUUGGCAAAGUGUAGUGGACCGUAAUCAGUCUUUUGUCUGUCAUGAAGCUGCCGCCUCCUGACUCAUAAAUAUCCAGAGUUGUCACUGUAAGUCUUCUUUUAUUUUGUGAGCGUGUGUGUCUGGAAACACCUCCAAUCACAGUGCAGGAUCUGCAGCUAAGACUAAAGGUCAUGAUAAUACAAACGUACUCAUUUCAGCUCGUGCAGACUAAAUCCAGAGUCGUACGGAGCGGGAGGUGAAGAUGGCAAAUGCUGGCUGCGAUAAACAAGAUAAAAGUGCAGCAGCCAAACGUCGUUGGUGGUUUGUCAACCUUAUGAUAAUCCAACGCAGCCGUCGUAUCAUCCCCUCAGUCCUGGAGAUAAAAGCCGUUGUUUUCUUUAUUCUCUGUUGCUGACACACUUGAAUAAAUGUAUCGCCUGGAGAAA